Molecule: messenger RNA, 750 nt
Organism: Knipowitschia caucasica
Lineage: Eukaryota; Metazoa; Chordata; Actinopteri; Gobiiformes; Gobiidae
Source: the annotation of a GenBank genome assembly
AUGCGGGAGAUCCAAUCGCGACGAGUCAUGCCAUGCAGGUCCAACGAGGGGUGCGAAUCGCAUCGAGUAUGCCGAGAGGCAUCCUGUACCAGAGCGAUACAGAGAGACUCUAGCAGUGAAGGGACGCAUCGAGGAUCAUGUAUCCAUCAGGUGCAUGAGCACAGCCAUGAGAGGAUGCCAAGCAGAUCGAGACCGAACCGUGUCGAUGAGCGCGCGCGCGAGGCGCAGUCCCGACCGUCGAGGGGAGCCGCGUGCAGGGAUCAGUGGUACAUCAGUCAUGUCCCAAUGAGAAGUCUGAGACCAGUAGCAGUGGUCAGACUCAGACGGCGAGCUAUCUUGUACGGCGUGAGCGCACAGUCGAGUGUCCCACAGUCCCUCGGUCGCGAACGAGGAUCGCGAGAGGAGCGUGUGAGAGAAGGACAGGACCAGAGCGAUCGAGACGCGCGAGCGCGUGUGCUGCGCCAGACAGUCCAAGUGUCGAAUCGAGAUCCCGACGCAGUCAGGGUCCGGAAUCAGAUUCGCAACACGCAGGUCAGGUCACGAAGCAGUCAGUCGCUCAACAGGUCAGCGUCAAGCAGGUUCAUCGCAGCGGGGGGAGCCGCGAGCCAGUCGCGAACCGUCAGUGCGCAAGCUGGUCCAGGAUAUUCAUCAUACCGGUGCCGGCGUAGAGCAGAGUGCAGAGCCAUCCUGGUCCAACGCUACACGGAAUGCGACUCAUCAUCGCAGCGCGAAGCAACGUGUAUGGAGUGA